AUGAAGAUGCUCCAGUACCUGCGCGACUUCUGUACCGACGCCGAGCGCGUGGAGGCCCUCCUGGGGCAGCUCCUCAACCCUCGCAUGUCUCCCCGCUCCUUUGACGAUCGCGACCACGACCUCCUCCUCGAGAACGAAACUGACGGCGAAGACUCGGAGGAGCGACAGCUCGAAUCGGACCGACAGAAGCUGCGCCAGCCGGCCCCGGUCAUGGUCGUGCCUAAGAAGGCCAGCGUGGGUCCCUCUCGCCACCAGCAGCACCAGCAGCAGGAGGAGCCUUCGGCCUCGCCUCCAGCUACACACCACCCUCGACCUGAUCUGGGAGUUCUCCCUCUUGCCCCUCCCGCUGCCGCAGCCGAAAGCACCCCAGCCGAUGAUGAUUCCUCAGGGGAGGGAAGCAGCUCCUACAACGCCCUGCUCUACUACUGCGUGCUCCAUCGCGGGCGCGGCAGCACCACCGGCGGCGGUGGUGGUGACGGUACCUCCCACCAGCCGCUGCCCCCUGCCGUCGAUGUCUCCGCACGCUGGCGAAGCCUCAAUUUCCUUCCCGCACCCGGCCUGUCGACAUAA
Molecule: messenger RNA, 570 nt
Organism: Acanthamoeba castellanii str. Neff
Lineage: Eukaryota; Discosea; Longamoebia; Acanthamoebidae
Exons: 3
Coding region: 1-570 (189 amino acids)
Source: RefSeq, a predicted model, not a curated record